Molecule: messenger RNA, 1193 nt
Organism: Spizellomyces punctatus DAOM BR117
Lineage: Eukaryota; Fungi; Chytridiomycota; Chytridiomycetes; Spizellomycetales; Spizellomycetaceae
Exons: 8
Coding region: 101-1060 (319 amino acids)
Molecular function (GO): protein binding
Source: RefSeq, a predicted model, not a curated record
AAGACUUCCCCACGUAGCGAUCGCUUCACGAUUUGCAAUUUGCGUGAAAUUGAUCUUUCCCUCAAGAGAACGCACGCACUGAAACCACACCCUUUCCGUCAUGCCAUCGGACAAGGACACGUUGAUUGAGAUGGGAUUUAGCCCAGCCAAAGUUGCUAAAGCCUUGCAGGUGACCAAAAAUGCUGGGCUUCAGCCAGCUAUGGACUGGCUCUUUGCGCACGCCGAGGACCCAGAUCCCACGGAUGAAGAGCUCGCGUCAGGGAAUGGUGGAGGUGGACGACCGGGUGAUGUUGGCGCUGAAGAUGAAGGGGUGAUAUCACCGGAACAAGCAACGGCGCAAUCAUUGAAAUGCGACGACUGCGGCAGACUUUUGCGUGACGCCGCCGCGGCCGAGUUCCACGCCGUAAAGAGCGGCCAUACAAAUUUCUCGGAAUCGACAGAAGCGAUCAAGCCACUGACGGAAGAGGAGAAGAAGGCGAAACUAGGAGAGUUGCAGGCGAGGCUUGCUGCUAAACGGGACGAAAAGCGACGCUUGGAAGCAGAGGAGGCCAAAGGUCGAGAGAAGGUCCGCCGGGCGACAGGAAAGGAGAUGACUGAAUUAAAGGAGAAGAUAAAAGAACAAGAGAUGCAGAAAGCAUUAGAGGCCAAAAAGAGAGAAAAAGAAGAAGACCGGAGGGCCAAGGAAAAGAUUAAAGCACAAAUUGAGGCCGACAAAAGAGAACGCGCUCGACAGGCAGAAGAACGCAAGUUAGCUGCGCAAGGAAUUUCCACAACACAGCAUCAAGUGGAAGCAAAGCCCGCUCCGGCGCCAGCUAUCGUGUCGAAAAACUAUGAUGAGACACGACUACAGAUACGCCUCCCCGACGGCGCUCCGAUUACGCAAACCUUCCGUGCUGAUGACCAACUCUCUGCCGUGUAUGAUUUUGUUGCAAAGAGCCGACCAGGCACCAGCUUCAAGCUUCUCCAAACUUUCCCUCGGAAAGUCCUUGAUGGCGACGACCGCUCAAAGACGUUGAAGGAACUCAACUUGGUACCGAGCGCUGCCUUGGUGGCUCAAUAGGUCAUUGGAUUUUUGCUGGAAAUAAAUGCACAACGGCCCACACUGGAGUGUUUCGUCUUCAAGCUAUUUCGGUGCAGUAUUCAGUAUAGCCCUAUGAGAGACGAUGGAAAUAUUGGACGCAGGUCACAAGGAC